Molecule: messenger RNA, 3126 nt
Organism: Dermatophagoides pteronyssinus (European house dust mite)
Lineage: Eukaryota; Metazoa; Arthropoda; Arachnida; Sarcoptiformes; Pyroglyphidae
Product: WD repeat-containing protein l(2)05287
Biological process (GO): positive regulation of rRNA processing; ribosome biogenesis; positive regulation of transcription by RNA polymerase I
Cellular component (GO): nucleolus; small-subunit processome
Molecular function (GO): RNA binding; protein binding
Source: RefSeq, a predicted model, not a curated record
GAACGGAUUCUCUGUUGUUGAUGAAAGCAUGAAAAAAAACGUGUGCUGUUUUUCGGUUUUUUUAAAAUUAAUUUUGUUUUGAAACAUGAUUUUAACCACGGAAAAUAUCGAAAUGAAUAAUGAUGAUCGUAAAAACGAACCAUCAGUAACAAGAACAAUCGUUGACGAUGAUGGACAACAAUUAUCAUUUCGUAAAGUUGGUGGUUUUGAUUUACUCGUUGAUCGUCCAUUCGUUACUGAUGAUCAACAAUCAUUAUUAAUAAUAUCGGGACGGAAAAUACGUAAAUAUUUCAUUGAGAAUGGUAAUUUUUUAGAAGAAUAUUAUUUCGGUAUCAAUGCAUCAAUCGUUACUAUACAACGAAAUGAAAAUCCAAAUGAAUGUUGGCUAGCAUUCGAAAAUGGUCAUAUAAUUCAAUGGAAUUAUUGGGAAAAUUUUCGUAUUAGUCAAAUGAAAAUUCCAUCAAUCGAUCGUAGCCAUUCAUUAGUAUAUUAUAAACGUAUUGAUAAUAUUUGUUAUUUUGUAACUAAAUUAUUGAUGAAAAAAAAGAAUACUGUUCGUUAUAAGCUACAAUAUUAUUAUCAAAAUAAUCCGGAAAAUCAAAUGUUAAUUGAUCGUUCGAUGAAUUUUUCGGGAAAAUUUUCAACCAAAUCAAUUUCAUUUUCAUCCAACGGUCAAAUCUGUGCUGUAAUUAAUUUAAAUCAAUUAUUCAUUUAUGAAUUACCGAUAUCAUUAACAAGUCGAAAACAAAUUUAUAAUUGUGAAGAUAAAAACAAACAUUUUACCGUAAUACGAUUUCAUCCGAUUGAAUCGAUCCUGGUUACAGGUGAUACCAAUGGCCAAAUACAUAUUUGGAAUGAUUUAUUCGCAACAAAUCGACAACCAAUAAAAUCUAUUCUACAUUGGCAUUCACAAUCAGUUGCCGAUUUAGUUUAUUCACCGAAUGGUACAAAUCUUUUUUCAGUUGGUAAUGAAAUGGUUUUGGUUAAAUGGAAUCUGGUUGGACAAAAUUUUGGUGAAAAAACAUUUGUACCACGUCUGGGUGAAAAAAUAUAUUUUGUAACUAUGGACAAGAAUAAUGAAUUUGUUAUAACAAGUCAUUUGGAUCAAUCCAUUCAGAUUAUUGAUGCAAAAAUGAAUGGUAUUCGUACGGUUAUUGAAGGUUUAUCAUUUUCAAAGGGAAAUAAUUUGUAUCGUUCGGCGGUUGGUCUGCAUUUUAAUCAUCGAUUAGAAUCGAUUGCUAUGAAUGGUCGUAUUGGUCAUCUACAAUUUUAUUCACCAUUUUAUCAACGACAGCUAUUUCAAUUAGAUAUUACUGAACAAAAUAUUAUUGCUGCACCAACAAUUCGAUCAAGUCGUUCAAGAAAACAUUCUAUUGAAGAAGUUGAUAAAGACAAUUUCAUUCCCAUACAAGUAACAAGAUUAGCUAUCAAUGAUGAUGGUUAUUGGAUGGCAACCAUCGAAUAUCGUAAUGAUGAAGAAACAUCACCAGAAAUUCGUUUAAAAUUUUGGUUAUUAUUACCAUCGAAUAAUGGUUUUGAAUUGAAUACCACCGUUCAUUUACCACAUGAUGAUGAUAUUAAUUAUAUGGAAUUUUCAACUUCAAAUUCUUCAUCAUCAUUGCAACAAUCAAAACAUCGAAAAUUGCCAUCCGAAUUACAUUUGGUAACGACAAGUCAAGAUAAAACAUUUAAAAUAUGGGAUUUAAAAACGUCUGCUGUUGCUUCGGGUAAUCGUAAACAAUGGUGGAAUUGUUCAAGACAAGGAUCAUUGAAUAAUAAUUCCGUACCAAGAAUGGCAUCAUUUUCAUCCGAUUCAUCAUUAUUAGCUGUUUUAUUUGAUGAAAAUCAUUUGACAAUGUGGGAAUUGAAUUCGAAUGAAUCGAAUAAUGAUAUACGUUAUAUACCACGUAUGGAUAUUUUUGAUAUUUUCCAUAAUAAUGGUAAUGAUGGUGAUGAUCAACAACAACAACAAAAAUCAAUCGAAAAUAAUCGCUAUAUAAUCUAUAUUGGUUUUGGACAGAAACAAUUUUCACAUUAUCUUAUUGAAGGUCAUCGUCGUGGUCUAAUUGUUCGUAAUGUUGUACGAAAAUUUCAGAAAAUUUUUGAAUAUAAUAUUCCAACCAAAUGUAAUGAUAAUAAUGUAUUACCAAUCGAUUCAAUUGUCAAGGAACGUGGUGAAAAUAUUCUUGCUUUGAUUGCAUUGGAUCGUAUUCGAUUUUUAUGUCUACAACAACAAUCAGUGGUCGCUUAUGUUGAUUUAGCAACAAUGAAAAAUUUUCGUGGAACAAUUAUAUCAUCGGUAUUUUUGCCGUUAAAAUUCGAAAGUGAUAACCACGAUGAUGAUAACCAAGAUGAUAGUGAAUUAUCAUUCAAGCAAAAUUAUCUUUGUUUGACCGAUCAAAAUGAAUUAUUUCGUACCAUAUCAUCACAAAGUAAUACGGAUGGUGGUAAAAAUAUCCUGGAUGAUUAUUCUGAAACCAUUAUGGUUGGUACACAAAAUGAUUUACGUACCGAAACAUUCAUUCGAAAUAUUGAUGAUAAUUAUCGAUCAAAUAAUUGUUUAGCAACAUUGAUGGCCAUCAAUGAUGAUGAUGACGAUGGAUCCAACAAACAAAAAUUAUCAGAUCGAACAACAAAAUCAACAUCGGAAUUGAUUAAAAAAUAUUUCUAUCAUAUACCAUCACAUGUAUUACCACCGGUUCAUAUUUUGGAAAAAUCAUUUCUUUCCGAUUAUCUUCAAACUUUACAAUUAUCAUCAUCGACGACGUCAAAGAUUGAUGAGAAAAUUGAUAAUGAAAAAAAAUCGAAUAAUGAUGAUAAUUCAAGACAACAACAACCAUCAGAUGAUAAUCAACAAUCUUUAAUGACUUAUGAUCGAAAAAUAUUUGAAUCAAAUUCCAUUAUCGAUGAUAAUUAUGAUGAUGGUGGUGAUAAUCCAAUAAAAAGUAAUGAUUUUUUCUGGCUAAAUCAAUAUGUUCGAUCAUCAUUGGUCAAUAAUGAUGAUAAUGAUCCUAAGACGAUAGAUGGCGCUACGACCGAUUAAAAUAUUUUGAAAUUUUGUAAAUUUUUUAUUUUUAUUUUUUUAAAGAUUUGUAUUUUUCAAAUAAAUUCUAUAAUUAAAUCAAA